AUGAAAAUCGAUUCUAAAACAUUACGGCCGUGUAGCGCAGAAAUUUUCCCCCGAUGUAUGCAACUUAUUGAACAUAUCAAAUCAGCUUCGGAUCGGAGGACAUUUCUGGAGCGACUAACUGAAGUUCAUGAAUGGCAACCACAGUUUGGAAAAUCCGAAAUGGCGAGGUGGUCAGACGUUUUGAACAUGUGUGAUGAGGUAUUGAAGGAUGCCGUAACGUGUAGUUCAUCACCGGGUGCACCGAUGGCUGUCGACGAAAAUCAGAAUUUAUUACCAGACGUUACAUCUGUUCUCUCUUUUACCGCUAUGCUUUUCGAGAACACUUUCACCCGUUCAGUCUACAGUUCCACUGAUCGCCUGCUAAACUUGUUGGAUUCUGGUAAUGUGGAAGUUGUUGUGGAAACGUUGAGAUUACUGUUGGUUAUCAGUAAGCGCUCAAGAUUUCUCUCACAACAUCUCAGUGAUGUCCAACAGAAAAAACUUACUAUCCGACUUUCCGCUAUUGCUCAGUGUUGGAAUGGUAAACUCAGAAGUAUGAAAAUGGAUGAAUGUUGUACCACGAAUGUGCGACCUUCCGCUUUAUUACCAAUCGGAUUUCAGACAGACACGAAUAAUCUUGUUCGUUCUAUACAUUUAGAUAAAAGUUUUGCGGCUGAAUUGGAACACUUGUUGUCUGGUAAAAAAAUUGAGGAAGAUGAACGUGUAUCUUUCAUAGCUCGCUUACGUUUGGUGCGGUCAUUUAACACUUCUCGUGGUCGACGUCUAAGUAUUAUUGCGCGUCUUCUUUCAUUGUCUAUACUAGUCUAUACUCGUAGUUUGAUAGAAGAAUGGGCAAUGACCACAAUGCUUUAUGAUGGCCUUAUUGAAGAAAUAACUCGUUUAUUGCUAAUUAAUAAUACGUCUGAAUCAAUUAUUGAUGCUGUUAAAACGGAAGCACUUCGUACGCUAACUAGUAUUGUUUCGCUCGGAAGACCUGCAAAAUUGAACGUAGUAGUAGAAUCCCUCGGAGUGAAUUCAUAUCACGGUUUCCUGGCUCGAAUGACCCGCCAAUGUGUCGACGACCUGCGGUGCGGAAGAAUUGGAAAUGGGUAUACAACCGUACCAUUCUGCACUGCUCUUUUUUCUUUGCUUUAUCAUCUUGCUGGCUUUGAAAAUGGCGGUGAAGCAUUAGUUUCAUGCGCUUUAACGGAGACAUUAUUGGGUGUGGUAUCCUGUGAAACGCUGCCUUUAGAACUCAUUACCUUUGUUACACGUGCUGUCCGCGUUAUCGAUAUCAUGACUUCGUUAGAUGCUAAUGGUUUUACAUCCUGCAGUGGAAUGAGUAUUAUUGUCCACCGCUUAAUUUUUGAUGUCAAUAUAUGCAUGAAGCAUUUGGCAGAACUGAGCAUCACUGGACCAACAACAGAACAGUGUCAUCAGCAACGUGCUGCGUUGAUUAAGUCAUUACUGAAUUUCAUCAAAAGAGCUGUUCAGGAUACACAGUUUGCUGAUAGUACUCGACAUAUCAUGGAUGGUGCUCUACCGGCUGCUUUAGUACAUAUUUUAACAAACUGCGGAUUUUUUGGAGCUUCACUAUUCCACAAUGCCGUUUCCUUGAUUACAAAUUUCAUCUAUCAGGAACCAUCAUUGCUUACGUCUUUGCAAGAGAAAGGUGUUACGAAUGCUAUUCUAAGGGCAAUAUUUCGUCAAGAGUUACCCGCUUCUCGCGAUGUCAUUGCUGCAUUGCCGAACACCUUCACUGCUCUUUGUUUGAACGAUCGUGGACUGAAAGCUUUCAUGGAUGAAAACCCUUUCGAUCAUUUCUGUGACAUUUUCGUGUCGACCAAAUAUAUAUACGCUAUGAAAUGCCGUCGCAACGAGAUGAAUGAAGUGGCCUUGAAUCUUGGUACAUCGUUCGACGCCUUUUUGCGACAUCACCCAACCCUGCGAGAAAAUUUUCUUAAUUCGUUGGCUAAGGUGUUGAAUAAAUUGCUGGAUAUUGUAUCUAUGGAUUCACCACGUUGUGUCAUGUCUCUUACAUCAUGUCGCAGUGGUCAGACAGCCUCAGCAAGUUCUUCGAAUAUUGCUGCUUCAUCGGCUUCUCCCAGUCGAGAUGAUGAGACUAUCAUGGCAGGCAAUGUUUCUUCGGAUGAUGAUGAUGAUGACCCAGCUUCAGCUGUUGCAAAUAUGGAAGAAAUGCAUACAACUGAAAGUGAAUCACCUCAGCUCGAUCUUGGUUUAUCGUUAUCGAUUGUGUGCGACGGGAAUCCACUUAUUCCUCUUGGCGAGUAUCUGCUGAAUAUCGGAAAAUUUCUAGAAACGUUGUUAACAACCCAUAAUGCAUCACUUGAGCAAGCUGAUCUUUUUAUACAGUCUGGCGCUGCUGAUAAAUUGCUUUCCUUACUUUUUGUUCGACAGAUUCCGUUAGAAUUAUCGCAGUCUGUAUUCCCACAAUUGGUUACGAAUAUAAUGCGAUUUCUCUUUCAACAUACAAGGAGUAGUGAUGUGAUAGAUAUGGUUGCUAAUCGGCUGAACAAAUUUUGUCUGGAUAUGUUAAGUUCGUGUAGCACGAAUGGAGAUUCAUCGAAACCGUCGUUGCUUGCGAUGAGUUCGUCAGAUGCUUCAUUGGCAAACAUUUGUGCGAUCUCUGUUUUCUGUUCGGUUCUCGGCAGUUUGUCAAAAACUGCUCUGGGAAGUAACACAUCCACUAAAACAGCAAUUCUAAGAUUUUGGACAAAUGAAGGUUGUAGGCUUCUCGCCUCGUGUAAUCAGGCUCAGAGAGUAGUUGUUUGGGAAAGUGCUGUUUUACAAGUAUUUAAUGCAACGAACAAAUGCACAGCUUCUACACAAACAGAUGAUAUUCAAUCAGAUGAACAAAUAGAAGAAGCCAAUGUAACUCUGAAGCAAGGUUCAGUUGGAGCGGAUAGUGUACCACAGCGUAUAGGUCGACCGAAAUAUCUGCUUGAUGAUUACUGGCUUCGUUCAAAAUCGGGAACCAGUGCAUUGAAUCGUUGCAAUCGACAGUGUACGGAAUUGAUGACAAUGCUCGUCAAAAUAUCUAUCGGUGGAAUGACUAGAACGAGAAGAAUUCAGGAAAAUGAGGGUGGCACACCAUGCGAAAAUGCUGUGCAGCUAGCACUACAAAUAAUGAAAGGUUUCCAGCAAGCUCUGGAAUGGAAACCUUACGAUAAAACUGACCCAGCUAUAAUGUUACCAUAUUUGGCAAUUUGGAUCAAUAAUCUCAGCAACAUUCUAUUUGAUGAACGAAAGAGUCCUUAUCAUUUGAUGCUUUCCGCUUUUUAUCGUACUGGCACUCAUGACACAUUCUUCAACAUUAUCCCAAAUUACUUCGGACCUGAUCAAGAUCAGAAUUAUUGUGUGGAAAUGGGACAGUUGUUACAAGCCUGGUUAUCCUUAACCGAGCGACUGGUCAACGCUCACGCAUUCCGCCAUUCACGCUAUAAAAUGUCCGAAAGAUUUGCGGAAGCCAAACGUUUUCCAACCGAAAAAUAUCUUGCAAAAUGCCAGCAGGACGCCUUUCGGCAAGCCAGUGUUGUGUUCGGUAUGUUACCGUCAUUACCCUUAAGCGAGGCGGUUAAUUUUAAUAUGUGUGACAUGAUUGUUUCGAUAUAUCGUGAAAUAGUCAAAGGAAUUGUGCCUUUGACCGAAAAACAAAAACAAGCUGUGGUAACAACAUCUGAAGAUCGCAAAAAGAUGGAAGCAGAACUUGAUGGAGCGAGUAUUGGUCUCUUAGUUGAUAUGGGAUUCGAUCGUGACGCUGCUGUUGAUGCACUGCUGGAGUAUUCAACCGUUCCGGAGGCUGCCGAAUAUCUGAUCGCAACUGACGGCUUAGGCAGACUUCGCCAAUCGUCAACUGAUGAAAGAAUUGAUGCCGAUGAUAUCGAUGCAGAAGAAGGUGGUGGCCAAAAUGGUGAUUUGAAUGUGGAAUUCGAAGAUGUCCUUUUGAAAGAGCCAAUUUCCUUGAACGAAGUGCCUCCUCUCGACACUCGCCUAGUAUUAUCCAGCCUAUGUAAAGAUGUUAUUCCAGUUCUUUUGAAUUUAAUGGAACAGGGGACAGAGUUGGUGUUCAGUACAUCGGAAAUUAUCCUGGCAAUUUUAAAUGAAGUAGAUGAUGAAUGGAGAAAAAAUAUGCUUAUUGGUGAAUAUUUGGUACAGGAUAUCCUUUUGAUGGUGGACGAACUACGCUGUGACGAGACUGACGAGAAAGCAGUUGCAUCGCUUGCAACUCGUUUGCAUUUCGUAUGUUUGCUGUGGCCUGGAAUUGCUACCACUUAUAUGGACGUCUUUACAGAGUAUCGUCUUCAUAGUGUCUUGAUUUCUGUGCUUGACAUGGUCGUCAUACACUGUGUUAAGAGACCUGCAUUUAUUAGGCUUAUUGCGCCAAUAUGCUUGUGGCUCGAUCUGUAUGAUAAAAUGUUAAAAUUACUGGAUAGCAAGGAUAAAGUUGAAAAGGCUGUUGAAUCGUAUGCAUGGAAAUAUUGGGAUACCGACGAAAGGGGUGGUGUAUUUGCUUGGAUUAAUUAUCCUCCUGCGGCAUCGCAUACGCUUACAAAUGCAUUUCUUUCUGGUCGAAGAAACUGUAGCGUAAGCGUAGGAGGGCGCCAAUACACUGUUGAUUUUCCGUCAAUGAGUCAUCGUAAUGUCGAAUCUCACAUUGAACGACCGAUUACAAUUUCUGGUCGCUUGAAGGAUGGAAUUGUAUUAUCCGAAAUACUUGCUGAGAGUAACGGACAUAGAGAUUGGAAUGAGGUAGUGCGUGAUAGACUUGUACCAGCUGUCAUUGGCCUUCUUGGCUUAUCAAGUAUAGAUGCAACCUCGAUCCAUGCGAUUUUUAUUUUGGCUGCACGUAUUACAAGAGACUUCAGAAUCGCAAAGGAAUUUUUGCAGCAGGGGGGCGUGCAAACAGUGAUAAAUGUGUCCGGUUCCGCAGUACCAUCAUCAGCUAUUCUUGCUGCCCUUGUUAUUCGUCACUGUCUUGAUGAUGAGAUUGCGGUAAGACAGAUUUUCGAAAAAACAGUGCGUACAAUUGCUGCAGGUGGUUAUACUAUCAAUCCGCCUUUAACAAGAUGGAAUCAUAUUAGGACACCGCGAACAACUCGAGACUGGUUACAUGCUAUACGUGCUCUUUCUCCGCUAUGCGCACGCCAUCCGCAAAUUUUUGCUGCUACUAUGGAACGUGUUACGCGAAAACACAAAGAUCAGAUAACCGUUUUACCGAUGACUCCCGUUGAUCCUACUUGCAAGCAAUGGGCUGCGUGCUCACCUAUUAAACAGGUGUUGACGCAUUUAUUGAAUCACACGUUGGACUUUUCGUGGGAGGAUUCGAAUAGAGUGAUAAAUCGUGCAUCACUCGUGCGAUUGAUUGCUGAGUUGGCGAAGAGUUACAGUAUUGUAGCAACGUUAGUUGCUGAAUCGCACGAUCUUAAUGGGCAGCCAUUUAUGGUUUCGCUUCUCAAUAAAUGUGUUGUCCCAAGCGGUUUUCCUGCUGAUGGUAAUCUUUCUGUGGCUGUGAAGACUUUUGUAGCUGCAGUCGCUUCAUGCAGUCAUUCACCAAAAGCUCAGGAAGCAUUGAUCUCAAGUAUUAUCUCUUGUCUUCAUAUUGUUUUCUCUGAAGCCGAUUCAAAGAUAGCUUGCACUAAGCUGAGAGCAUUAUCAGAUCUCUUUCUGUUGGCACGUGAUGCAUGUCCUGCAGGACCUCAUGAUGUGCGCAACAGUACAAAUUCAAAUACAAUUUUGCGCUUGAUCAUAAAGAAACGUGUUUGUAUCGAACUGAGUAGAGUACCGUGGUAUCUGAAUUUGUCAGCGAAAGAGGGUAUUGAGACAUUGAACUAUAUUCUGCGAGUUUUGGAAGAAUUGACGCGUACAAUCAACAGUAACCAUGCUGCACAAAAUUCAAUAGGAGAAAAUGCGUCGGAAGCGCUCUCAACGGCUCAGAGCGCAUCAGCGUCUGUGACACUAGUUGCAACAUCAGAAAACGAUGCAUCAGCUACAGUAACAGCGAGAGAGAGUGAACAUUCUCAGGAUGAUCAGCACGUCGAAGAUGGUUGUAGUACUGCUGAUGAACAUCGUUUUGAGACCCAUGAGGUAACGGUUGAACGGAAUAGACCUGAUGAUGAUGAUUACUGUGCAGAUGAUGAUGAGGAUCGUAGUCAUGCUAGACAUCCGGAUGCUGUUGAAGAUUCAAGUGAAAGUGAAGACGAAGACGAUGCAGAUGACGGUGACGAUGAUGAAGGUGCUGCUCUUAAUGAAAUGGAUGUGGAUGAUGAAUCGGAUGAUGAGCAUGACGAUGUAAUGGAAGAAGAAGGACGUGUAAGCGUCGAAGAAGAUGAUUUUGGAAUGGUAGAAAUGGAACCGGCAGUACUAAGUCGUUUUGCCUUAGUAGAUAGUGUAGAUGAUUCUGGACCCGCAGACAGAUUUGAAGAUGGCGAUUCUGAAGAAAAUUUUGUCAACGCAAAUAUAUUUGUUGAAAAUCUGGAUGAUAUCGAUGCUCUUACAAAUGGUGCUUUCACGGGUGCUCGUCUUUUUGUAAAUACUAGCAUGGAAGCCGCGCAUGCCGACAGAUCAUCAACUACAGUUACUUCAGUGCAUCCCUUAUUGCAACGGUCAUCACAGACCAGUGGCAGUGAUAGUGUCAUAGGUCAAAGACCUACGAGUUAUCGCCUUCUGGUUGGCCAGCGUCGUGGAGCUGGAAAUGUGAAUACAACAGGCUUGCAUCGGCAAAAUGCGGUACGACGUUGGACAACAUUCGGUACACAAAGUGAAUUUAUUGAACGACUCUUUGAUGGUACUACAACAGCUAAUGGCACUCAUCUUUUUGACGUCACUCCGUCACGUCAGCGUUUCUUGAAUGUCGUUAUGCAAGACCAUGGAUUGGAUAAUACAACUACAGUUACUGGUGAAGAACGACGGCAAACAUCCGUCCCACUUCCACUGGAACGAUUUUCAGAUGCUGCAAGGAUGAUUGAUGGUCAUGCUCAUUUGUACUUGUGGGUUAUAGUCGCAUCUUAUGUCACCGGUAUUAUGGAUGCCAUUGAGAAGGACGAAAAUGAGAAGAAAGCAGAAGAGGUAAUGAAAACGCAGGAGGAUUUUGCAGAGGAAUCUUCGAAGAGAUCUCUGGGUGAUGCGGCAUCAAAUGAAAGUAUCAGUACGGCGCGACUGUUUAUUGAUGAGGAGGAACACGGAGGUGCUGAAAACGAUGAUGGUGUUGGUGAUACACAACCAGAACAUUCAUCAGAAUCUAUCGAUAUAACAGUCCAAACGAAUAGUGCUCCAGAACCCAUGGAUCAAUCAGGUACAUUGUAUUAUGAUGCUUCGGAAAAUUUCGAAGAUCAGAUUCAGCGAAUUGCUGAACAGGAGCAGGGACAGGAAAAUAGCGCUUCAGACGGAAACAGUAAUAUUUCUACAGUGGCGCCCACGCAUACAUUACCAUAUACUGUGGAUGAAACUGAAGAACAAGGGAAUGUGGAGCAGUUAAAUGCAUCAGAAACUGCACCAGAAGCUUCACAUGCUAACCGAGAUGAUUUCAGAGAAAUAUUAGGAGAUAUAGAAAUCCCCGAAGGCGUAGAUCCUGCUUUUUUGGCAGCCUUACCGGAAGACAUACGCAUGGAAGUGAUCCGAGAUUAUAUGAGACAGCAGCGUUCACAACGUUUGAUACAAACUUCUGCGAACCUAGAGGCAGCCGGGCAGGCAAAUGGUGAAGAUGGAAUGCCUGUAGUUGAACCUCUUGAUCAAGAAUUCCUAAAUGCACUUCCUCCUGAUCUGCAGGAAGAAAUCUUAGCACAACACGAGAGGACUGUGCGAUUAGCACAGGAAAGGGCAGAAAGUAACAGUGCGCCGCCGACAGACACUCCCGUUGGUGCAGAUGAUGCAGCUGCAUUAAUCGAAUCGCUUCCACCAACUCUGCGAGCACAAGUGCUUGCUGAUGCGGAUGACACGGUCUUACAAGUCCUACCCCAGAAUGUUGCGGCUGAAGCACGACGUUUGCGAGCAUCUUACGAAGCACAGCAGGUUAUGCAUUUUGCUCGUAUGUUAGCGCCAACACAACGCUUUCGUCCUACCAACGGUCGAUCGGUUCCUGGAACAAGCGGCAACACCACUGUAGGUGCGCUUGCUGGAGUUACUACACUUGCUUCGAAGAGUGCUACACAGUUAUUAGAUCGAGAUGCCAUUGUUACUUUAUUGCUUCUUUUUUUCAUCGAUCCGGCUCGCCUUAAUACUCAACGUUUACAGAAGCUUAUCAAAAGCCUUUGCGCACAAAAUGUGACAUGUGACUUCGUAAUCUGGUGCUUAAUUGCUCUACUUGACAAAGUAGACGAAGACGCUAUUCAAUAUGAAGAUUUUGCGGGCACGGUGUCCGGUUGGUUGGAUCAGAUAUGCGUACACAGCGGUAUUGGGCAACAUGAGCAAGCAGUCAAAUUCUUUAAGAGUACUCAUAUAGUUGCCUUACAUCCGGCAAUCCUAACAACAGUCUGUCGUCUUGUACUGGAUACACUGAUCAAUCUUGCAAAAACUUAUCCGGGUCAUUUUCUGCCUGCGAAACUGCGUGCACCAGGUUCUCUUUCCAAUGCUGGAUUGCCACCAUUCUCACAGUUUUGGGCUAUCGUCCAUAGCCUGUCGAAAGCUGAUAUGUCAUCCCGUCCUACCCAUCGACACGGUUCAUCAUUAGAAGCGGCUUUGGGACCGGGUGGCGUUAAUGCAAGCAUGGCUGCUUCAUCGCUUGAAGAUAGUGCUGUUGGUGUACUGAUGGAUCACAUUAGACGUCCAGUUAUUCUCUCAUCGUCGGUAUUGCAGGAUAAGUUGCUUCGUCUUAUAUGUACGAUUGUCCAAACUUUGCCGGAUGAAACCGUCACGAAAAUGUCAAUUGAUUCGACAGCAGAAAGACCUCCACUUACCCAGCAACUCGAACACAUAGUUUUGGCUUUGACAGAAGGUGAAUGCUCAGAAGAAGGGUUAGUGGAUGGACGGACCUUACUAUUGGAAUUAAUCCGUGCUCUCACUCCAUCUACGAAAACUUUCAUAAUGUCUCUCCUUAUAAAUGCCGCUGAACGCCUAGGAGCUCGACUCCUGCCACAUAUUGAGAGGCUUGAAGAAGAACUGAAAGAAUUACCUAACGAAGGAAACCCUUCGUCGUCUCUUGAGCAACAACCAUCGGGCUCGAAAGUUACCGUUAAUCGUUAUGACGAAUCAGUGGUUGUGAUCAGUGGAAUACUCAAUUCACGAGCAGUCAUGAAUGCAUCAGGCUGUUAUGAACUACAAUUACCAGCAAUGAGAGCACUUACUGAUAAAAAUGGCAUCCAAAACGUAUUUCUGAGAACUCUGCAAACAAUCAUUAAAAUAAGAGAAGUGUUACAAUCACAUGCAAGGUGUAUUGAGAUUGAUGUGAGUAUUGAAACUGCAGCUGAGGAGGAGGAUGAACAUUCUCAGGGAGAAGAUAAAAAUGCAAUCGAAAAAUAUGAAAGGAAGAAGCUUGCCGAGAAAGAAGAAAGCAUGAGCGUAUUAUUGAAUACGUUAGAACCGUUAUGGGAACUUGUAUCGAGAUGUCUGAAACUUCUUACAAAUGCAGAUGCACAUGCAGCUUUAGCUCUUCAGCCUAGUGCUGAAGCCUUUUUUUUGGUAUAUGGUUCGGAAUUAUCAUCUACUGAUCCAAGCAAACUACAUGACCAUCCAGAUGCUCAAAAACUUCUUCACUUCGCUGAGAAGCACCGGAAUAUGUUAAAUCAGGUUUUGAGGCAGAGUGGUGGUAGUUUGACGGAUGGCCCAUUCGCAGUACUGACUCAAAUGCCGAAAUUGCUUGACUUUGAUGUUAAGCGUAUCUAUUUUCGGAAACAGAUGCAAAAAAUCGAUGAACGUGUUAGAGGUGAAGACGUAGCAGUGCGGAUUCGUCGCAGUCACUUAUUCAGUGAUAGUUUUCGAGAAUUAUUCAGACUGCGUGGUCCGGAAUGGAAAGCGAGAUUUUACAUCAUAUUCGAGGGUGAAGAAGGGCAAGAUGCUGGUGGAUUAUUGCGUGAAUGGUUUUCAAUUAUUACGCGGGAAAUUUUCAAUCCCAACUAUGCACUUUUUAUAACUUCCCCAGGAGAUCGUGUGACAUAUAUGAUCAAUAAGACUUCAUACAUUAAUCCAGAACACUUGGAGUAUUUCAAGUUUGUUGGAAGAAUUAUAGCAAAGGCAAUAUAUGAGAACAAGUUGCUGGAAUGUUAUUUUACUCGAGCAUUUUACAAGCACAUUUUAAGUGUUCCUGUUCGAGCACAGGAUUUAGAAUCAGAGGAUCCCAGUUUCUACAAGUCAUUGGAAUUCUUGCUCAAUAAUCCGAUCGAAGAUCUUGGCACUGAACUUACAUUUAGUUUGGAAGUUGAAGAAUUCGGAGUUAGAAAAAUGCGCACGCUUAAAGAAAACGGAUCGUCCAUUCCAGUUACUGAUGAAAAUAAGGAAGAAUAUGUGAAGCUCGUUUGUCAGAUGAAAAUGACUGGUUCCAUUAAUCAACAGUUGAACGCAUUUUUGGAGGGCUUUUACGAAAUAAUUCCGAAGCAUUUAAUAUCAAUAUUCAAUGAGCAAGAAUUAGAAUUGUUGAUAAGUGGGCUUCCAAAUGUUGAUAUCGACGAUCUUUAUGCUAAUACAGAGUAUAAGACAUACACAAAAUCCUCAUCUCAGAUACAAUGGUUCUGGAAAGCACUACGUUCGUUUGAACAGGAAGAUCGUGCGAAGUUUCUACAGUUCGUUACUGGUACAAGCAAAGUUCCCCUGCAAGGUUUUGCCGCACUUGAGGGUAUGAAUGGUACACAGAAAUUUUCCAUUCAUUUGGAUUCACGAUCUCCAGAUCGACUACCAACAGCACAUACAUGUUUCAAUCAAUUGGACCUACCACAAUAUGAAACAUACGACAAACUUCGGGAUAUGCUAUUGUUAGCUGUACGUGAAUGUACCGAAGGAUUUGGCUUUGCUUAA
This is a messenger RNA of Cercopithifilaria johnstoni, 10941 nucleotides long. The record is from the annotation of a GenBank genome assembly. Lineage: Eukaryota; Metazoa; Nematoda; Chromadorea; Rhabditida; Onchocercidae.